This is a messenger RNA of Lecanosticta acicola, 965 nucleotides long. The record is from the annotation of a GenBank genome assembly. Lineage: Eukaryota; Fungi; Ascomycota; Dothideomycetes; Mycosphaerellales; Mycosphaerellaceae.
AUGGAUCGAGGGAAAACCGUCCUCGUCACCGGCGGCGCAGGCGGCCUAGGUCGAGCAAUCGCAGAAGCCUUUGUGGAAUCCGGAGCGAGUGUUGUGAUAUGCGACAUCAACCGCAAGUUGCUGGAUGAUUUCCAAGAAAAGGUGGUUCUCGCAAACCCGGACCGAGUCCUAGCCAUUGAGAGCGACAUCACAUCGGAGACAGCCCUGGAUGAUCUCUUCAGUCAGGCCGAGAAGAAAUUCGGGGCCUUCGACUGGGUCGUAAACUCUGCCGGCCUCUGUGACAAGUUCGAUCCAGCAGGCGACCUGGAGCGCGCAGAGUACGAUAAGAUCAUUGCGGUCAAUCUGACCGCUCCGACUUUCAUUACCAAGAGGGCAGUCAACAAAUUCUUGAAGAACGAGAAGAAGGGUUCCAUCGUUAAUAUUGCUUCGGUAGCCAGUUUCAGGGGCUUCGCGAACGGUACUCACAGAUGGCAGCCAAGCCGUGGGAGACUCGAUGCUGAUCCACUUGCACAGGUGCAGCUUAUACCAUCAGCAAGCACGGUUUGAUAGGCCUGACUCGGAAUACCGCUGCCUUUUACAGACUCAAAGGCAUCCGCUGCAACGCCAUUCAGGCUGGUGCGAUGCCAACCAAUAUCGGGUGCGUAUGGCUGAGGCUCGAUGGUGAAGACCGGGCUGACCGCGUUGUCCUCCAGAGCACAUCUAGCCAAUGGCAUCAACCAGGAGGGCAUGGGCAUCAUGCAAAAGACCUUUGGUGAUUGGGAGGGUGCCCUGACAGAAACCACAAAGAUGGCCAAACUCGUGAGAUUCCUCUGCAGCGACGACUCGGAGAUGUUGAACGGAGGUAGGGACCGAUCCCCUCCGUCGAGGCUUCGCCACGUCCAUCCUCGCGGCCACGUUUGGUGAAUGCAGGACUAACGGUCAUUCCAGCGGUGGUCACGGCCGAUGGUGGGAUUACGGCGAUUUAG